This is a messenger RNA of Penicillium cinerascens, 303 nucleotides long. RefSeq names its product Dabb family protein. The record is from RefSeq and is a predicted model, not a curated record. Bases 1 to 303 code for a protein of 100 amino acids. NCBI's taxonomy places the organism in Eukaryota, Fungi, Ascomycota, Eurotiomycetes, Eurotiales, Aspergillaceae. The transcript is spliced from 4 exons.
AUGCCGGUAUACCACGUCGUGCUUUUCCGCCUUAAGCCGGACGUGACUCAGUCGCAAAUCGCAGUAUGGUCGCAGAUGGCUAAGGAUAUGGUCGGCAAGAUUCCAGGUCUCGUCUCAUUGGAGGCUGGCCAGCCUCUGUCGAUUUGCAUUCCCCGCGCUCGUGGCUUUGAUAUGGGACUCGUGGCUGUCUUGGAGAAGGCCGAGGACGUUGCAACUUAUGCCGUGCAUCCGGCUCACUUGGAAGUUCAUAAAAUGAGGGAAGAGCUAUGUGACGACACUUUGGCUUAUGACUUGGAGUUUUGA